AUGACAAGUACUAAAGAAACUGCGUUAAAGUUACGAACUGACGAAACUCACGAUGAAUUGGAUUAUAUAAGUGGCUACUUGGUAACAGUAAUGAGCAAUAGCCAAACUGUGGACAGAAAUAAUAAAUUAGAUGUGAUAAUUCUGCUUCUAAAUAGCCAAAAAUGGAAUCAAGCAUAUGAAGGUCUUCAGUCAAAAUUGACCAAACUGUCGAAUGAAAAAAUAACAAUAACAAGCAUGUCGUUACCUUAUUUAAGGUCCAAUUUAUAUGCAGAUUUUGUUAUAAUUCUAACAACUCCAGAGAAUUGGAACAACAAAAAGCAAAUCGCACUGUCGUUAUGGUCACAAAUGCAUUACAAUGGAUAUUUAAAUGUCUAUGUUGUAUUAGAAAUCGAUCACGAAUUAUUUUAUAUUUAUUACACUGCGUUCACGGAUAAAGAUCGUAUUUCAUUAAUGCCAAUUGAAAGUCACAGCAAAAGUGAGAAAUUCAUGACAAUCAAGGAUUCAAUAAGCAAGGAUAACAGACUUUUAAUAAAGAUCAUAGCCCUUGAUAACUUUCCAACUUCAUACAUCAAAAAUAAUGAAGUAUUAGGAGUUGAAAGAUAUUUUAUAGAUGAAUUUGUCACCAAGCUCAACACGUCCUACAUUAACGUUCAUUCUGGAGAUAGAAAUCCAAGUUUGCCUAUGCUCAUUUCAUAUAUGUCUGGUCCUGCUGACAUUUGCUUAUGUCCACAAUAUAAUUUUUUGACAACGAAUUUUGAAACAGUGUGGCUUUAUGAAUUUGAUGGUGUGUGUUUAUUAGUACCACGAAAUAUUCAUGUCAGCAAUUAUGAUAACUUCUCUUCAGGAAUGGAUAGACCUACCGUAGUCUUAGCGAUCAUAUCUACGUUCCUAGUAUCCAUCACAUGGAAGCUCAUUUCGCUGUAUUCAGAGCAAAGAUUAUCAAUAUUGCAGAUGCUGUAUGCAGUAGUUAGAUUAGCAUUCUUCAACAGUGCUUAUGACUUGAAUCGAAUGAGUCUCAAGGAAAAAUUACUCAUCUUCUCAUUCAUCUUUGCUUCCUUCUUUAUGGCUAAUCUGUAUGAAAGCGCAAUUUUAUCAUUUAUGAUGACAGAUACAACAGUCAGAUCGGCAAGGAAUGUAGAAGAAUUAAAUAGUACCGACACAAUAUUUCAUUCAUUUUUCGAUGACCAAGCAGCACAUCUUUUAAAAAUACCAACUGUUAAGAAGGAUUUGAUUCUUAACCACAUUGAUUUAAGUUCGUCUUAUUCACUUGAGCUACCAAAUAAUAUCGACAUAAACUUGGUAUACAUGGUGACAUGUAGAUUUGCUGAAAAUUUUGUGAUGUCAGCUGGAAACUAUCGCAAUGAUUAUCGAUUGUAUGAUGUCUUGAUAAUGACAAAAUCUUAUCAGUUUUACACUGCGAAAAAUGGAUUCAUGUACAUUGAUGAAUUUUCAAGCUUGGUCACGGCAACAUUAGAAUCUGGAAUAAGAAGCUAUUGGACAAAGGAAACUUAUCGAUUGUCAGGAGACUUCAGUCAUGUAAUCAAAAACGAGGUAAACGAGGAGAGAAAAUUUGUUGAGUUUAGAGAUAUGGCAAUUCCAGCUGUUGUUCUUCUAGUUGGAUCAAUAGUAGCGCUGUUGGAAUUUGUUGCUGAGAUUAUAUAUCAUCAUGUUAAAAUCAUAAAAUCAAAAAGAUCAAAAGUUGCUCCACUGCAAAUCAGUCGGACGAUAACAAACUUGCAUAAAUGGGCAGAUAAAUACUCAAAGAAAGAGCAGAGAUCCUAUAAUAUGUUAAGCUCAAGAGAGGAUGUAUCAAAAGUCAUAAUGAAUAAGAAGCGGGAAAUCAUGAAACUUGCGAAAUUUCCCGAAGGCAAGUUAAAAGGUGGAUAUUUGGUUCCUAAGAAGUUUGAACAGAGAAUAAGGAGAUUAAACAUUAAGGUUGCUCCUAUAAAUGCAGAAAUAGGUGAAACAGAGGCUUGA
This is a messenger RNA of Chironomus riparius, 1977 nucleotides long. NCBI's taxonomy places the organism in Eukaryota, Metazoa, Arthropoda, Insecta, Diptera, Chironomidae. The record is from the annotation of a GenBank genome assembly.